Messenger RNA from Gossypium raimondii (Peruvian cotton), 2506 nucleotides. RefSeq names its product probable disease resistance protein At5g63020. Gene Ontology annotation, molecular function: ADP binding. NCBI's taxonomy places the organism in Eukaryota, Viridiplantae, Streptophyta, Magnoliopsida, Malvales, Malvaceae. The record is from RefSeq and is a predicted model, not a curated record.
GGAGUAGAGAGGAUGACAAAUUGAGGAUAACGGGGGCCUCGACGUGGUGGUCAAGCUGGCCAAGUAUGCCGGAGAUAUGAGGUCGUGGAAGUAAUCGGUUGUGUAAGAGAAAAAAAGGGAAUUGAAAAAGAAAGAAUCGUGGAACUUGGUCUACGGCUUCAACUCAAAUCCUCCUGCGAAUCAUGGGUAAUUGCUACUCAGUCCAAAUUGGUUUAGAGAAUUUCAUCAUUCGUGGCUUGGAUUCCAUUGUUGGCCAUGAUAAUUAAGUAUGCAAGCUUAAACAAACUCUUCCAACUUUAUCUGUUGUUCUUCAAGAACUGAGGGCACUAAGGAACGACAUGCAAAGGGAGGUCGAUCCGGCUGAACAACGACUAUUGAAGCCAUUUGAGCGAGUUCAGCUGUGGCUUUCAAAAGCAGAAACUAUGAUAACAGAGGCAGAAAAGUUGAAUGCAGAUGGCCCUCAACAAAUGAAUAACUUGUGUCUCGGCGGCUGUGCUUCCAAGAAUUGCUUGUCUAGCUACAAGUUUGGUAAAAAGUGGCCAAAAUGCUUAAGAAAAAAUGAUCAUAGGAGUAACGGAGCUUUUGCAAAGGUAGCAGAGAGUCAGCCUGCAGCUUCAGUGGUGGUAAGACCUGAAGAGCGGCCAAUUUCUCAAGAAUCCAUGAUCGAAAAGGUAUGGAGCUGCAUCGAGGACAAAGAUGUGGGGGUCAUUGGCCUCUAUGGCUUAGGGGGCGUUGGCAAGACAACACUCCUGCCUCAAAUUAACAAGUUCAGCACCACACCAAAUGAUUACGAUGUUAUAAUUUGGGCACUGGUGUCUAAACUUUCUGAUGUUGGAAAGAUUCAAGAUAGAAUUGAUGGAAACAUUGGCUUUUCAGAUGCAUUCUGGAAGAGUGAAAGUGUUGACGAGAAAGCUGUAGAUAUCUAUGGAGUGUUGUGAAACAAGAGAUUUGUUGUAUUAUUGGAUGAUUUAUGGGAGAGGGUGGAUUUGAACCAAGUUGGGAUACCAAAACCAAGCCAAGAAAAUGGUUCCAAACUUAUUUUCACUACUCGAUCUUUGGAGGUAUAUGGCGAAAUGGAAGCUCGAAAGAAAAUCAAAGUGGAGUGCUUGGGACCAGAAAAGGCUUGGGAAUUGUUCCAAGACAAAGUUGGGGAUGAAACUAUCAAUAGUCAUCCAGAUAUUCGAAAACUAGCUGAAGAAGUAGCCGAAAGGUGUGGUGGGUUACCUCUUGCAUUAAUUACAAUCAGUCGUGGCAUGGCUUGCAAGACAACACCUGGGGAAUGGAAAUAUGCAAUUGAAAAGUUGAAGCGAUCUUCAUUGCCGAAAAUGGAAAAUGAGCUAUUUCCACUUUUAAAAUUCAGUUAUGAUAAUUUGCCUAAAGUGACAAUGAAAUGUUGCCUCCUAUAUUGUUGCCUGUAUCCAGAAGAUCAUUGUAUUCCCAAAAAGAGAUUAGUGGAGUAUUGAUUUUGUGAAGGGCUGUUGAAUGAAUUUGAUAGAAUUUGUGAAGUUCAAAUGCACGGAAACUACAUUAUCAACUCUCUUCUUAGUGCUUGUUUAUUGGAAAAUGGUGGUGAAAUAGGUGGAGAAGAUUGUGUUAAGAUGCAUGAUGUGGUUCGUGACAUGGCUUUAUGGAUAGCGUGUGAGCUUGAAACAAAAGAGGAGAAAUUUUUUGUAAAAGCAGGGGCUCAAUUAUUUGAAGAACCAGAUGUUAAGGCAUGGGAAGGUGCAAAAAGAAUGUCAGUGAUGAAAAACCAGAUUGAAGUUCUCAAAGGAACACCUAAAUGCCCUAACCUUCGAACUUUGUUUCUUAGCGAAAAUAAGUUGCAGGUGGUCAGCAAUGGCUUCUGCCGGUUUAUUCCUCAUCUAAUGGUGUUAAACUUGUCAGAGAAUAUAGGUUUAGGAGCAUUGCCUGAGGGAAUUUCACAAUUGAUUUCACUACAAUCUCUCGAUUUAUCCUGAACUAGCAUAACAGAGUUGCCAAUGGAGUUGAAAUCUUUGACAAACCUGAAAAUGUUGGACUUGAGUUGCACAUACGAUCUCAGGAAAAUCCCAUCGCAUCUGAUGUCUAGUUUUUCCAAAUUACAAAUAUUUAGAACAUGGUGCACGACAAGUGGAGAUUAUCCAAUGGAAGAUAAUGUUCUGAAUGGGGACAAUGAAAAUCUUAUAGAAGAGUUGAAAAGUUUGCGACAUUUGAACAUACUAACGAUACCACCAAUUAAAAGCUUGUUUGCUCUAGAAAGGUUUGUGAGCUUCCACUUGUUUCAAUGUUGCACCCAAGCACUACAUUUGAGGCAUCUUAGAGAGUCAAAUGUGUUUAAUGUUUUAUGCUUGGAAAACAUGGAGCGGCUAGAGACAUUAUGUUUCGAGGGCUGUGGAAGUAUAGAGGAGAUUAAAAUGGAAAAACUGUAAAGGUCCGAUUUAGGGCCUAACCGGAACAGUAGUUUUGGGACCACAAAUCUGAUGAGGAAAAUUUUAUUAUUAUUAUAUUUUUAUGGUUUACAACUUCA